GAGCUUACUUGUUUGUCCGGUGCAGAUGUCUACAGGUGCGUCUGGUUGUGGAAAGGGGUAUGAGGGACGAAGGUCGAUUCAUGGAGAAUCCGGUCAUGUGUGUGGAUGGUUGCCAGCAGAUUCCGAUAGUAGUAGCGCUUCGUUUAGCGUUACUCAAGCCACGAACCUGUUCGUGAAAAUAGAAGUCGAGUCAUCGGUGGAAACGGAUCCAUCCGAAGAUCUUGAAGCCCCGGUUGAAGUUCAAGUUAAACAAGACGAUCAGUCAGUCGAAGUAAACCAAAGAGCAUCAAGUGAGAUUGAGAUCAUGUUGGAUGAUCAAGGAAGGAUUGUAGCAGUUCCGAUGGAAGGAUAUGACCAAUACGAUGCUGAAGCUGCCGAUCAGAUUCAGCACAUCUUGCUCGAGUUCAUGGACCUUCCAGCCAUGGACAUCAACCCCGAAGCAGCAUCCUUGUGGGCUGAAUUGAUGGGAGAAUCAGCCGGAACAUCGAAUGAAGUUUUGAUGGGGAUGUUCCAAGUGCCAAACUUAGAGGGAAAUGAUCGAGUAGCAGCCCAAGAUGUAGACCCUAUCGAAGAAGAAGCCAUUCCCGAAAUGUUGAACGACCAAGUUGCCAGCGGAAGCAGUGGAGGAUCGAGUGGAGGCCGAUCCAGCGAAGAAAAGGAAGAGACGUCCGAGUCAUUCGAGUCUCUUACCCCCGAAGAAGAAGAAGAAGCAAAAGGAAUUUUAGAAGUUGUCGCAACCAGUUCUAGCGACCCAACCUUGAUGACGAUCGAAGUGAGAGCCCGACCAUCCGACCAAAGUGAACCAGUAGCUGCCGAGACCCAAGUUGCGUUGCCCGACUUAAACGUCAACGCGCCCGAGCAACAAGAAGAAGAACCAAUUUCAAGGUUCGACCCGAUGAUGUUGGAAGCAGAAUUAAGUAAUGAAGCCUCGUUGUACCGCCUAAGGAGAGUUGGAGAAGAUCAGCCCCGAGAUCGUUUGAUGGAGUUGGUCGACCAAAUGGUGGCCGAAGGAGAUCUUGUCGAGACAAGAGUCCGACUUGAAGGAGAGCCUAUCCGGAAGCGCCGAGAUUGA
Messenger RNA from Capsella rubella, 1072 nucleotides. RefSeq lists its product as uncharacterized. The coding region runs from base 26 to 1072 and encodes 348 amino acids. NCBI's taxonomy places the organism in Eukaryota, Viridiplantae, Streptophyta, Magnoliopsida, Brassicales, Brassicaceae. The transcript has a single exon. The record is from RefSeq and is a predicted model, not a curated record.